Messenger RNA from Microplitis demolitor, 863 nucleotides. RefSeq names its product ribosome maturation protein SBDS (gene Sbds). NCBI's taxonomy places the organism in Eukaryota, Metazoa, Arthropoda, Insecta, Hymenoptera, Braconidae. Gene Ontology annotation, biological process: cytosolic ribosome assembly; ribosome biogenesis. The coding region runs from base 13 to 771 and encodes 252 amino acids. The transcript has 2 exons. The record is from RefSeq and is a predicted model, not a curated record.
UCCAUUGUCGUCAUGUCGAAAAUUUUCACACCGACGAAUCAAAUAAGAUUAACAAAUGUCGCCGUUGUUAGAAUGAAAAAAACUGGGAAACGUUUUGAAAUCGCUUGUUACAGAAAUAAAGUCAUUUCAUGGCGUAAUAAUUUAGAAAAAGAUAUUGAUGAAGUUUUACAGACACAUACAGUAUUUUCAAAUGUCUCAAAAGGUCAAGUUGCGAAGAAAGAAGAUUUGAUUGCAGCCUUUGGUAACGACAAUCAGACAGAGAUUUGCAAAGAAAUUUUAUCUAAAGGAGAACUUCAAGUGUCUGAUAAAGAACGUCAUUCAGCAUUGGAUUCAAGUUUCAAAGACAUUGCUACGAUAAUUACCGACAAGUGUGUAAAUCCUGAUACCAAACGCCCGUACCCGGUUUCGAUGAUUGAGAAGGCGAUGAAAGAUGUUCAUUUUUCAGUGAAUCCAAACCAUAACUCAAAGCAGCAAGCGCUGGAGUUAAUUCCAAAGCUUAAGGAAGUUUUGCCUUUGGAACGAUCGCGAAUGCGAGUGCGCGUUAUAAUUCACAGUAAGAACGCUAAGAAACUGAGGGAAAAAAUGGGCCCACUGAUGAGCGAAGUCGAGAACGAGGGAUGGGAAGACGGGAGCUUGAACUUGACGUGUCUUAUUGAUCCUGGUCAGUACCGAGAGAUUGACAAGCUGGUGAGAGCUGAGGCUAAAAGCGCGGGUACCGUCGAGCUGCUGGAUCUCAAGGAAGUCACAGAAGGGGAUAAAAAGUUGGAUUGAGUACUGAAUGUCUAACGGAGAGAUUUGUAUUUGAUUUAAAUAAUAAAUAUUUUAUACAGAAUCUUAUUGAUUAAUUUACUGCUCAUUUAUAA